AUGGAUACAAGCGGUAAAGUAAAUGCAGUAAAUGCUCCAAUGGAUGAAAUUACUACAGUCCCUCAACUCCAAAGUUCACUGGACAUUGAACUUCUAGCACUGAGCGAAACCGCUCCACCCCUUGAACCUGAGCAACCUCGAAACAAGUUCAGACUCGCUGCUAUCUUGACUGCUUUAUAUCUAGCAAUGUUUGUCACCGCUCUCGACCAAACAAUUGUAGCAACCGCUAUUCCUACCAUUACCCACGAUCUAAACAGUGCCUCUGGUUAUGUCUGGAUUGGCGGGGCCUACCUCCUUUCAUCUGCAGCUUCUGGUCCUAUUUGGGCUAAGCUUUCAGAUAUCUUCGGCCGGAAGCCCACCAUUCUGAUGGCAGCAGGCUUAUUCUUUGCGUCUUCUAUUUCAUGCGCGAAAGCUAGUUCUAUGAAGGUACUUAUCGUAGGGCGGACCUUUCAAGGCGUGGGUGGUGGAGGUCUUGCGCCGUUGGUCAUGAUAACCAUUUCAGAUCUGUUUAGCAUGAGGAGUCGUAGUCUCUAUAUGGGGCUGAUGGAGCUUGUAUGGAUUGUAGCAGGCGGUGCUGGUCCUGUCCUUGGUGGUGCUUUCACCGAGAAACUAUCUUGGAGAUGGAACUUUUGGAUUAACCUUCCUCUUUCGGGUGCGACGUUCAUCCUUCUGUUCCUCUAUCUAGACGUCCAUAAUCCUAGAACCCCGUGGCUUGACGGAUUCAAGGCGAUAGAUUGGGCUGGAAGCUUAUCCAUAAUUGCCUUGGUUCUAAUGCUUCUCCUCGGACUCGAAUUUGGCGGGGCUACCUUCCCUUGGGAUUCUCCUCAGGUCAUUUGCCUCAUCGUGUUUGGAAGCUUGAUGUCAAUCUUCUUUAUAUACAGCGAGAAGCGUCUUGCCCUAUAUCCACUUAUGCCCUUGAAAUUAUUCACGGAUUGGUCGAAUGCUGCUAGUCUGCUCUUGAAAUUUUGGCACGGAAUGGUCUAUAUUGGGGCAGAAUACUAUUUGCCCCUCUACUUUCAAUCUGUGAAGGGCUCUUCGCCCCUUGGUUCUGGUCUUUUGGUCAUGCCUAUUACCGUCACAGAAGCUGUAGCUGGUGUUUUCGUGGGAGUCAUUAUUCAUCGCACCGGACGCUAUCUGGAAAUAAUAUAUGUAGGUGUUUUGCUAAUGACCCUCGGAAAUGGCCUAUACAUUUUGUUCUCUCCUAAAUCUGGGAUCAUCGAGAUUAUCUUCAUCCAAAUCGUAGCUGGCAUUGGCGCUGGGCUGCUAUUCCAAGCACCCCUCAUUGCCCUGCAGGCUCUGGUUUCCCAGGAAGACACUGCAACCGCGACAGCUACCUCAAUGUUCGUGAACAACCUUGCCACCGCCUUAUCUGUCGUUAUCGGCGGAGUGUUAUUUCAAAACUCCAUGGACAUUCGGAUUACGUCUCUGGCUUUACCACCAACCAAUCUCCCCUCAAAUAUCACGGAUCUGCUAUCUGCAGGAGGUGCAGCGGCAAACGUAAAGCUUGUUAGUUCUAUUCAAGAUCAAACACAGCGAACGGCUGUUCGAGAGGCGUAUGCCUGGAGUCUGAGGAACGUGUGGAUUCUGUACACAGGGAUUUCCGCUAUGGCAGUAGUUACAAGUGUGUUCAUCAAGAAACAUCACCUGACGAAAGAUCACACCGAGACAAAGACUGGCUUAAAGAGCUCUAGUCAAGAUCUAGCCUGA
Lachnellula hyalina is the source of this 1707-nucleotide messenger RNA. Its product is annotated as MFS-type transporter. The record is from RefSeq and is a predicted model, not a curated record. Gene Ontology annotation, molecular function: transmembrane transporter activity. Lineage: Eukaryota; Fungi; Ascomycota; Leotiomycetes; Helotiales; Lachnaceae. Gene Ontology annotation, biological process: transmembrane transport. The coding region runs from base 1 to 1707 and encodes 568 amino acids. The transcript is spliced from 5 exons.